AUGGACUGCAUACAGCAGACAAACAUCGGUGGCACUAACGAUGGCCACUGUCAACUGAGGUUAGUCGACUUUGAGGGUCACAUAAACCACAUUUCCCAUGAGACUCUGGGGCUGAGCAGAAAACACCUGGUGGUGCGACGAGGGAAACCGUUCAAGCUGACUCUGCGGUUCCAUGGCCGGUCAUGGAAUCCUCACAGCGAGGGCCUGGUCCUGGAGGUCUGGCUAGGAAGUCUGUCAGAGAGAAUCCCAGUCCAGUUCUCUGACACGCAGCCCAACCCCCAGCACUGGUCAGCCAAUAUCCACCCAGGCAGCGUGCACUCCGAGUCAGUCACCAUAUACAUCUGCUCUCCUGUCCGAUCCUCCGUGGCCCUGUAUAACCUCCUGUUGCACAAAGAGACCAGACAGAGCAGGAGUACCUACGCAGUUGGAUCAUUUGUGCUGCUGUGCAACCCCUGGCUGAAAGAUGAUCCAGUGUACAUGCCCCAGGAGGACCAACGACAAGAGUAUAUCAAGAGCGAUUAUGGCGUAGUGUUCAUGGGCACCAAUCUAAAUGUUUGUCAGCGUCCGUGGUCGUUUGGUCAGUAUGAGCCUGGAGUCCUGGAAGCAUGUCUGAAGCUGCUGGAGGUCAGCCCUCAGCACCUCAACGACAAAACCAGGGAUUACAUUCUGCGAGCAGACCCUGCUUACCUCAGCAGGGUGGUCUGUGCCAUGGUGAACUGUAAUGAUGACCUGGGUAUUCUGCUGGGGAAGUGGCAGGGCAGCUACGAAAGUGGUGUUAAUCCUACAGAGUGGAGCGGCAGUGCUGACAUCCUGCGUCGCUGGGUCUCAUCCAACUUUAGCCCAGUACGCUACGGACAGUGCUGGGUCUUUGCAUCUGUCCUCUGCACAGUAAUGAGAGUGCUGGGGAUUCCCUCCAGGGUGGUGACGGUCUUUAACGCAGCUCAUGACACUGAUGCCAACAGCUCUAUUGAAGAGUUUUACUCGAGCACAGGGGAGAAGCUCAACAUGUCCAAGGACAGCAUCUGGAACUUCCAUGUGUGGGUUGAGUGCUGGAUGAGAAGACCAGAUCUCAGUGCAGCGUUUGAUGGCUGGCAGGUAGUGGACCCCACACCCCAAGAGAAAAGUGCUGGGAUAUUCUGCUGUGGCCCAUGCCCUGUAGCUGCUGUUCAGCAACGCUGCCUUCGUGCCCCAUUCGACACCCCGUUCAUCUUUGCCUCUGUUGAUGCUGAUGUCAUACGGUUAAUUGUACGCAAUGGACAGGUGGUGGGGAGGACGGUGGACACUGAGAGGGUGGGGAAGGUGAUCUACACCAAGGGAAUUGGCUCAGACUCCCCAGAGAAUCUGACACCUGCUUAUAAGAUGAAGAAAAGGGCGCAACCUGUAUGUACAGCACGUAAUUUCUCCUACUGCCGUUCUGCUGUUGUGUCGAGUUGUCAGACAGCAGAAAUAGCUUCAUCUCCAGAGGAACCGGCACCUGGUUUGGAGGUGUCCCUGAAAAUAAAAGGGAAGCCAUCAUGGGGUGAGAGCAUUUGGAUGAGUGUAACGGUCACUAAUAACUUGGGCCACUCCAGGGUCCUGGUGGAACAUCUCAAUGCUCAGAUUAAAGAGUACAACAGGAGCCCACAGGAGAGCUUCUGGGAAAUGCACAAAGAGGUGCACAUACAGCCGCAUCAAACUUUGACUCUGCAGCACACCAUCCCAGCAUCUGAGUACGAGUCGGUCCUGGCAGCUCAGAAUAUUGUGAAUCUUGCAGUGGUGAUAAAGGACGAACAGACUAAAGAAAGAGUCAUGCAUGCACAGGAAUUCAACAUAAGCUCACCACAGAUAAGCGUGGAGAUCGAAGGAGGGGACAGCCUCCACAUAUACAAGGAGCACACAGUCCAGGUGUACUUCACCAACAACUUAACAAAAACUCUGGACGGAGCUGUGCUGACAGUCGAGGGAUCUGGCUUGUUGAAAGGAAAACACGAGGCCAGGCUGGCUCAUCUAAACCAAGGCAAGAAGAUUGAGAAGACUGUCUCCAUCAUGGCCUCUUCACUGGGCACCAAAAUACUGAUGGCCACGUUCUCGCACAGCAACAGCCCCACCGUCAUGUCCAGGAGCUAUCACAAAGUCACCAUCACAGCAUAGGGAGAGGUCCAUCCUCCUAAAAGACUCAUCAACUUCCUGAACCUUCUGUGUACAGUCAAACCAAUAGCACACACUUAUUGGAUUGCACUGAGAUUGGACGCAUGGCAUGUUUUUUUAAUACUACCUUAUAAUUAUUAUUAUUAGUUUUAUGUUGUAGCUUAUCAGGUAGAAUGAACUAGAAACAUGAAACAUUUGAACAUUAGAACAAACCAUGUUGAUGUCAUAUGUGGUUCUCGGUGACACUACAAUCCAAAGCGUGUGUGUUUGUCAUAACACAAAUCAGUCUGUGAAUCAGACAUUGAUUGUCCAUAUGCAGGAUAUAUUUCACAUAAUUUGUGAACCACAUGUGUAAAACUAUUUUUAAAUCACUCAGUAGUUACAAACUUGUGCAUGAGCCUGGUGCAAAUUGUCCCAUGAAUAACUGAUUUAGUCCAUCAUAACAAAACUUCCCAAUGCCACAAGUCCUUACCAGAUUAAAAUAGAGCCCUGUGUCAUUGUGGCCUCAAUUAUUUAAGUGUUUAUAUUUCUGGAAUUGCUCCUCUGUCACAUUUCAUGCAGUUUGCAUUGAAAUGCAUCAUAACUUACAGAAGCUGUCCCUUCACCGAUAUUAAAUAUAAGUAAUUCUACACAAACAUAAUUUAUGUGUAGUUUAUCAAGAUAUUUAAGUUGUGUCAAUGAGCAUAUAGUAUUUGUGUACUUUGCUGUGCAGUGCAUGUUAUUGUAUAUACAUGUCUUAUUUUAGAGAUUUAUUACAAGCUUAUACUUAUACAACAUGUUUUGUGUUAAAUAUGUUUGCAUCAGUGGUGUAUUUGUUAGUGGUGGGAUGUAAAAAAAAAAAAAAUUACUUAGUUACUACAUUAAAGAAAAAAGUCAAAAUUGCUAUACCACAAAAUGCCACCAGGUAGCAGCAUUGGAGCAUCCAAUUAUAUGUACAUCUGAUGUUUUCUUCUUGCAUAUCACGAAAACGUUUUGUUCCAUGUUUUUAUUUUUAUUUUAUUUCAGUCAACCCAGCCAGGCCAUGUGAUAUUACUCACGAAAUUA
Messenger RNA from Paralichthys olivaceus (Japanese flounder), 3171 nucleotides. Its product is annotated as protein-glutamine gamma-glutamyltransferase 2-like. Gene Ontology annotation, biological process: peptide cross-linking. The record is from RefSeq and is a predicted model, not a curated record. Gene Ontology annotation, molecular function: protein-glutamine gamma-glutamyltransferase activity. NCBI's taxonomy places the organism in Eukaryota, Metazoa, Chordata, Actinopteri, Pleuronectiformes, Paralichthyidae.